AUGGCUUCUGUGCGUGAGAGGGUCCAUGAGUUCGUCCGACGUGCCCGAAAGUCCAUCUCAAUCCACCGAAAACCAGCCAGGAGUACAGUCAACCAGAAACAGUCGGUCUGGGAAAGACUCCCGACGACUGUGCUUGUCAAGAUCCUGGCGCAAUGCGAGCUGAGCGACAUAUUCUCUCUCAUGCUCGUCUGCCGCCUGUUGCACCAGCGGAUCCGGGACCAUGAGCCCGCAAUUGCACAGGCCUAUCUCCACCACCGCAGACUCGACAAUAGCUUCAACGAGGAGGCAGAGAACGAGAUCAGCGCCUCGCCCGGGGACGACCUGUCCUUCAUCGCGGAUCUCUUCCCUCCGCCCCCGCCGCAGUACUCCAACAACAGCUGCACCGACGACCAGCCCGACUACACCCUCGGAUACAUGGCCGACCUGACCCGCUGCUGGCGAACAUGCAUCCGCCUGUCAUACUAUCUCGCCGCGCACGUCGUCCAGCACCAUCUCCAGACCGACCCCGUCGCGCGGCCGCUCUGGUCGUCCUCCAAGACCGAAAAGGAACUCGUCUACAGCAAAGGCAUCGGCCUCCUGCAAUCUCGCCUCAUAUACCCGAUGUAA
This is a messenger RNA of Aspergillus terreus NIH2624, 606 nucleotides long. RefSeq names its product F-box protein. Gene Ontology annotation, molecular function: protein binding. NCBI's taxonomy places the organism in Eukaryota, Fungi, Ascomycota, Eurotiomycetes, Eurotiales, Aspergillaceae. The transcript has 2 exons. Bases 1 to 606 code for a protein of 201 amino acids. The record is from RefSeq and is a predicted model, not a curated record.